UUUUUUUUUUAUUUUUUUUUAUUUAUUUUUGAAGGGUCGUGUUUCUAGUUUCUUUGUUUCAUUAUAUUGGAAACAGACAGAAAGUGGUUAUCUUAUCAUCAACCAAUUAUAUACUAACUAUUACGUAUUUAUAUUUAUUUACUUAUAGAGGGUGUUGGUAAAAGUACUAUUAUUACAUCAUUGAUCAAAGAAACCUUCAUACCCAAUGUACAACACAUGGUCCCUGAAGUUACUAUACCACCAGAAGUCACUCCAGAAAACGUUACAAUGCAUAUUAUGGAUUCUUCUGCUCGGCCAGAACACCGGGAACAACUAGAAGCUGAAAUACGAAAGGCGCACGUUAUUUGCAUUGUUUACGCUAUUGAUGAUCCAAAUACGUUCAAUCGACUUCCUCUUUAUUGGUUACCUUAUAUUCGAUCUCUUGGUGUCAAUGUACCAUCCAUUCUUGUUGGUAAUAAAAUCGAUUUACGUGGUGAUGAUGUUACAAAUCAAAGUUUAGAAGAUGAAGUAAUACCUAUUAUGAAUGAAUUCAAGGAAGUAGAAACUUGUGUGGAAUGCUCCUCAAAACAAUUAUUGAACGUAUCCGAAGUCUUCUAUUUUGCUCAAAAAGCCGUAUUACAUCCUACUGCACCUUUAUACGAUUCUAGGGAACAUGUACUAAAACCUCAGUGUGUAGAUGCCUUGCGACGUAUUUUCAAAUUGUGUGAUUCUGAUAAAGACAACGUGCUCAAUGAUAUUGAACUGAAUGAAUUCCAGCGAAAAUGUUUUAAUACACCUUUACAACAACAUGAAUUGGAUGGUGUAAAAGAUGUGGUGCGUGAACAUGAACCAGCUGGUGUCAAUGAAAAUGGAUUGACUGAAGUUGGAUUUGCCUUUUUACACUCUCUCUUUAUUCAAAAAGGUCGGUUGGAAACUACUUGGACUGUCUUACGCAAAUUUGGUUAUGGCGAUGAUUUAUCCUUACGAGAAGACUUUUUAUUACCACCUUUUGAAGUUCCUCCUGAAUGUUCUGUUGAACUUAGUCCUCAUGGUUACCAAUUUUUGACUGAACUUUUCCAAGCAUUUGACAAGGAUAAGGAUGGCGCUUUGAAUAUCUCCGAACUAAACGAACUUCUUAGUACAUCUCCAGGCAACCCAUGGGAAAACACUGCAUUUCCUCAUACGACAAUUACAACAGAAACUGGAUCAGUUACAUUACAAGGAUGGUUAGCUCAAUGGAGUAUGACUACAUUAUCGAAUCAUCAAACAGCACUAAAGUAUUUGGCUUACCUUGGAUAUGAAGGAGAUACACGAACAGCUCUCAAGGUGACAAGACCAAGAAAAGUGGAUCGUAAAAAGGGCAAGAUUCAACGCAAUGUAUUUCUUUGUUACGUCGUUGGUGCUCCUGGAUCUGGAAAGACAUCCUUGAUGAAAGCCUUUGUCCAAAAACCAUUUUCUGAAGUAUACGAACCAACACAAGAACCAUUCAAUGUUGUCAACUCUGUGGAAAUGAAAGGUGUGGAAAAAUAUCUAGUGUUGGAGGAAGUAGGGGCUCAACGUGAAGCAGAAAUAUUAUCAAGCAAAAAGCGACUUGAGGCCUGUGAUCUAUUAUGUUUUGUGUACGAUACAAGUGAUGUCAAUUCUUUCGAAUAUUUGGCAAACCUAAGGGAAAAGUACAAAUUGGAUCAUGUUCCUGUUGUGUUUGUAGCAACAAAAUGUGAAUUGGAUUUAGUGACUCAACGAUAUGAAGUACAGCCGGAUAUUUAUUGUCGUCAAUUGAAACUCGCUGUACCAUUGAAUGUGUCUGUCAAGGAACAUCAAAUGGCCGAUUUGUAUCAUAUUCUUACAGGUGUUGCCAUGAAUCCAUCUAUUGCUACUCCUGGAUCUCUUAAACAGAAAAAUGAAGAAGCAUGGUUACCUCGUCAUUAUAUUACCCUAUCCUUGGUAGCUGGUGCGGUUAUACUGACAAGUCUUGCUGGAUACAAACUACUGAAACAACAUACAAAUACAUUUGGUCCACAACAUGUUGCCUCUGCUGCCUCAAAAAAACGGGAUUACUUAUAAUACUCUUUUUUUUUGUAGUUUAUGUUUUUUUAUUUUAUUUUUAUUAUUUUUUAUUCCUUUGUUGGUGUUAUGCGGUUGUAUUUUUAUGUUCUAUAUAUACAUAUCUUCUUUUUGUCUUAUUUCUCCCCUCUUUCUCAUUCUUGUUAUUACUGUUGAUGACAUUGUUUAAUAAACAGAUGACAACGAUUUCUACAGU
Molecule: messenger RNA, 2239 nt
Organism: Halteromyces radiatus
Lineage: Eukaryota; Fungi; Mucoromycota; Mucoromycetes; Mucorales; Cunninghamellaceae
Product: EF hand associated-domain-containing protein
Exons: 12
Coding region: 217-2043 (608 amino acids)
Biological process (GO): small GTPase-mediated signal transduction; mitochondrion organization; regulation of mitochondrion organization
Cellular component (GO): mitochondrial outer membrane
Molecular function (GO): GTPase activity; calcium ion binding; GTP binding
Source: RefSeq, a predicted model, not a curated record